AUGCCGUUCACGGACCCCGCCGCGCGCGGCGUGGUACAAGACAUCAUCGAUGGUUUCUACCCGUACCAGCUCCGGGAGGACUUCCCCGAGGGCGCGCACCUGGUGCUGCUGGACAAGGCUGGCAUGACGUACGUUCCGACGUCCGCGAGGGGCGAGGGUGCCGGUGCGGGGGGCGCUGCAGGGGCGCCGCAGCAGGCGGGCAACGUGCACGGCAUGGCGUCGCUCGGGCAGCCCAAGGACGGGCCGCGGACGAAGGAGGAGUACCUGAAGAAGCUGCCGGAGACGGUCAUCAAGAACGGGAAGAUCGUGGAGCUGCGCAAGGGCAUCUCGGACUUCAUUUCUGGGCGCGACGGCGGCGGCAACGCCGGCCGGCCCCCGCGGGACGCCGCGUCGCAGAAAGACGCCCGCAGCGGUCCGCACGCCGCGGGAGGCCCGCUGGCGACGUCCGCGAUCGACCGGCUCCUGAAGCGCGGGCCGUCGAGCAAAGCAGUCACUUCACAACUCCUGGUGGGGCAGCACAAGAGCGCGGGACCGUCGCGGUCGCCGAGCGUGCGCGGGUCCCUGAACGAGAAGGCGGCGUCGGCGGUGGAGGUCUGCGCGGAGAGCGACCACAGCGACGAGCCGUGCGCGACGUUGCAGAUCAAGGCGGAGGACGGGCGGAUGCACGUGCUGAAGAUGGCGGCGACGGCAACGAUCGGGCAGCUGCGGAGCAAGCUGGACAUUCUGCGCGUGCCGCAGGGGCCGUACGAGAUCCGCUCGGCGUUCCCGCCGCGGGCGUACAGCGACUUGGCAGAGACGCUGGAGGCGGCGGGGCUGGUGCCGAACGCGACGCUGUUCGCGCGGGCGACGCGGAGCUAG
Pedinophyceae sp. YPF-701 is the source of this 858-nucleotide messenger RNA. The record is from the annotation of a GenBank genome assembly. Lineage: Eukaryota; Viridiplantae; Chlorophyta; Pedinophyceae.